AUGAUUCAGCGAAUUGCAUUAUUUUACAGCAACCAUAUAAAAAACUACCUGUUUCCCAAUGAUGAGGGGUCUGAUGAAGACUAUAAGAACCUGCACUAUAAGAAGAUUAGACUAGCAGGCCAGGACAUUCAGAACACAGAGCUGCCUCUGGAGAAGAGAGUACUGGCGGUCCACAACAUUGGCCUACUGGGAUACACAGGUAUAGUGUAGAAUAAGAAACGGGUGUGCUUAAUGCUUCCAACCUUAUUCAACACUUUGUAAUGUAGUAAACUACACUGCUCAUAAAAAUAAAGGGAACAUUAAAAUAACACAUCCUAGAUCUGAAUGAAUGAAAUAAUCUUAUUAAAUACUUUUUUCUUUACAUAGUUGAAUGUGCUGACAACAAAAUCACAGGGCGCCAGUGGUGAAUUUGCCAAUCUUGGUGUUCUCUGGCAAAUGCAAAACGUCCUACACGGUGUUGGGCUGUAAGCACAACCCCCACCUGUGGACGUCGGGCCCUCAUACCACCCUCAUGGAGUCUGUUUCUGACUGUUUGAGCAGACACAUGCACAUUUGUGGCCUGCUGGAGGUCAUUUUGCAUGGCUCUGUCAGUGCUCCUCCUGCUCCUCCUUGCACAAAGGCGGAGGUAGCAGUCCUGCUGCUGGGUUGUUGCCCUCCUACGGCCUCCUCCACGUCUCCUGAUGUACUGGCAUGUCUCCUGGUAGCGCCUCCAUGCUCUGGACACUACGCUGACAGACACAGCAAACCUUCUUACCACAGCUCGCAUUGAUGUGCCAUCCUGGAUAUUUUUUUGAGCAGUGUAUAUUGAUUGAAGUAAAGAGAAGAAACCUGCAAUCACUAAAUAGGUCCAUCUCAGGGCUCUCCAACUCUGUUCCUGGAGAGCUAGCCUCCUGUAGGUUCACCGCAACCCCAGUCGUAACUAACCAGAUUCAGCAGAUCAACUAACUAAUUAUUAUAAUCAAGUGCACUAGAUUAGGGUUGGAGCUAAAAACCUACAGGACGGUACCACUCCAGGAAUCGGGUUGGAGAGCCCUGUAUCUAUCUAAUCAACACUUAUCUUGACUGUAGCAGAGGCUACAAAGUUCACUUUAACAACAUAAUCUAUUGUUUUAACACUAAUGGAUAACCAUUCUACAGGCGCUCCGCGUAAACAGUAUUAUGUAAUGUUUUCUGGCGGCAGGUCGCAUAGUGGUUAAGAACGUUGGGCCAAUAACCGAAAGGUCGCUGGUUAGAAUCCCCGAGCCAACUUGGUGAAAAAUCUGUCGACGCAAUUAACCAGAGAUUAUCCAUUGUAUUGCCGCUCUAACAAUAAAAAUAAAUGUAUUCAAAAAUGGAAUGCAGUCUGAGGCGGCAAAAUCAGGCGGGACCAUUCUAGCCAAUAAAAGGGUAGAUACACGUGUGAACAGGCAGAGCGGUUUCUGCUAGUUACCACAGCCAAAGUCCAAAUUGGAGUUAUUGUUGAAAAAAACAAAUUUUAGAAAUAGGCGGGGUUUAUGCCUUUGUGGCUGUGGUAACUAGUGAUGACCAGGCACAAGUCCGAUAUGAAGUGUUUUUUCUCUCUCAAAGUUGCAGGGAUGUCGUGUGUCCUACUAGUAACAACUCAAGAAUUACGAAACUUAUAUUUGAUCAAAUAAGCCUACGUAGUAAAUAAGCCAUAUCAUUUUUUUAAAAAUCCAAAUUCGACUCUCCCAAUGACCGCCAUCCAAAAACUCCUCGCUUGGUGAGCGAAAAAAACACCACUUGCAGGAGAAAAACAGAUUUUGGGCCCAGUCAAUCCUCUCGCUUAGUCUCUUCCUCUCGGACCUCUCGGUAAAUUUAGUUUUAGUUAUAGUGAAACAACUCAAUUCUGGUAUUCAUUUUGGAAGUUUGUUGCAAAAGUGAUAUUUUUAUUAUUUUAUUAGUAAAUCUAAUCACCCCCCCCCCCCCCCCCCCCCCAGCGGUUAAACUCUACCAUUGAUAUUGUGAUGUAGCGGCACCAUGUCAUCUCAAGGGAGGGGUUCGGUAUGAAAUACUCUCCCUUCAAGGCCUACUAUAAAAGCAGGUGACAGCGCCUUUAUUAUUUGGCAAUUGUCUUUCUAAGUGGUGUGGCAAUAUAUUUUGCAAGACGCUUCCUUGACUCCAACUGCUUGACUAAACUGACAUUACACCAAAUUCAAAAGGCAGUAAGGCACAUUUCCGCAUAUGACCAAAUGUAAUGUUUUUGCUUAGUUUCUGAUUGGUCGCGUAGUCCGGUAAAACAGGUGACUCGUAGCUCAAUGGUUGAGAAUUCUAAACCCACAUAUCCUUAUUUACAAUAUUCAUCCUGUGCCCACACACUCACACUUGUAAUUCUGAAAAGUGAAAGCAUACCUGUCAGAAGGGGUCGCCCUGGUAGGUUUUGAUACAGUACCCAAAAUCAAUCUGAGAGUUAAUUUUGACCAUUGGAAAAAUAACUAACUACUGCAAUGCAGGUUGGAUUGAAUUGAGCCCCUACAUUUUCAAGGUGAUUGCACUUUUCCCAACACAAUACUGCAGUUUAUGAGAGUCUCUACGUUGAGGAUUUUUUUUGCGCCCAUGGGGGAUUUGAAUUUACACAGCAAGUGGCAAUAGAUGUCCGGGCGCGUUACCACUAUGAGCUAACUGUCCAGAGCCGUAUCUGCUCUUGAUGCACAUUAUUUUAUCAUCAGAGCAUGCCAGUGGACUUCUGGUAAGUAUGCUUUAGUGAGAAAGUGUUGGAAUCAGGUACAACUACGUUUACCCACCCCCCAAAAUGAACAUUUAUAAGCAAUUCCACCCAACCCACAACUUCACACCGGAAUGCAUUUUUAAAAAUUAAUUUGAAGGGGUUGGGCAGAGGCUGAAAUUGGGGUUGAGAGUUAAACCCUUUAACCUUAAUUGCUCCUGUAAAUCGCUCUGGAUAACAGCGUCUGCUAAACGUUUCGACAUCCAAUUGCCGUGGUGAGGUACAACUCCUUUGGGCUAAUUAUACCUGUUUGGGCAUACAUAAACAAUGGAUUGUUUUGGUCUCAGUGUAUGCUAAUUAAAUGAAGACAGCCAAAUGCAUGUCUUUCGCACCACUGCACUGCUCAAAUAAACUCCAAGAUUAUAUUCAGUGUCUUGUGAAAUCAAAGCACAUUGCAAAGCCAUCGUGUCAAUGUUUGCUACAUAAAAAGUAGAAUCAAAGCAACCGAAAGAGGACCAUUGCCUCUGAAAAGUAUUAAACUAUUUUGCCAGGUGGCUACGCAGCAGCAAUCUGUGCUGCAGAGUACAUGCCCCUCAUGGCAGACUUCCUCAAGCAGCCCAGCCUGUCAGAUGACCAGAGGAUCUCUGUGCUGGAGGGGCUGUCUGGGGUCUGUUACGUCCACCUGACCAACCAGAAGCAGGCCCACUCAAUGGGCCUCUACACCACACUACAGGUAGGGACAGCAGGUAUCCUAGAGCAGGGGUAUUCAACGCUUACCCUAUGAGUUCCAGAGCCUGCUGGUUCUGUUGAUAAUUCAUUGCACCCAGCUGGUGUCCCAGUUCUAAAGCAGUCACUGAUGAGUGGAACAAUUAAAUGCAGUGGAACAGGCAUUGCAGUGGAGUUGAGUUUGAAGGGCCUAGAGGUUAGAGCUGCAGGUAGGGACAGCAGGAGCAGUUAGAAACUCUGGUUCUGGAUGGUCACCUGCCAUUGUAGCCUUGAGCAAGGCACUGAACCCAUAAAAUUUAUGUUUGGCAUAAAAUUAACACAAAAUCUGUCUAUGACAAUUCUGUACACAAUCUUCUCCUACAGGAGCUGAUGGACACGACCUGCCCACUGUCCACCAAGACUAAAAUGUGGAGCUGCUACUUGCUCAACAUCCUGUGCUGUAACAACAUCCCAGUUAUACGCACCCUGGUGGGGUCACAAAGCCUGAGGCUGACCCUAGAGGCUCUGGAGGGACAGGACUGGUACGGUUGGCCAAAGAACUACGCCAGGGAACUGCUCUGUAUGCUAGGGUUCUGGACACCACAGGUUGUUACAACACUAGGCGCAGGACAGGUUGCGGAGCAAAACUAUGGCUCUUAA
Molecule: messenger RNA, 4027 nt
Organism: Coregonus sp. 'balchen'
Lineage: Eukaryota; Metazoa; Chordata; Actinopteri; Salmoniformes; Salmonidae
Source: the annotation of a GenBank genome assembly